AAAAUUGCUGUUUUUAAUUCAGCAGCCAGCGUUCAUGUUACAGAUGCGGAGUGACAUACCCUGCUUUGUAGCGACAGUGCUAAGACUAGACUGCUGAAAGCAGAAAUUGGGUCACACUCCAUCCUUGCAAAUCAUCAGUCAAGUUGUUUAAGAUGUUCCAGGCAGUUAGAUCUGAGCAAACAACAUAAAGGCUAUGGCUUUACACGACUACUGCUGAGGCCUUAACUGGAAAAUAGUGGAGCCUUUUGCACAAAUAGCUGAGAGCAAGCUGAGCUGCAGGAUGAUGGUGUUUGAACAAGCAAGGUCCCACCGCAGCUCUCAGAGCUGAUGGCGCCGUGAGGCUGGCAAAGUGGAAAAAUCAACCUUUUGCAUCUGGGUAACUCUGACACAGUGAGGAAUGACACAGGUAUAAAAGCCCCAGCUCACCGGAGCUGUCCUGUGCUUGUGUGACCCGACUGAAAGGAUGAUGAAGGAACUGAAGCCAGAGGAAAACUGCUGACCCGAGUGAUUUUCCUGCUGUGAGCUGUCUCACUGGGGCCAGGCCGGCCGGUGGAACUGUUCAGCAGGAACAGGGUGGGGGAAGAGGUCUGAAUUCUUUCCUAGAAGCAUGUUGAUUUAGAUCAGAUAAAACUGAGUGCGAAAUUUCACUUUAAAAGCUACCCAAGGUAGCUUUGCCCUUUGUAGCCGCGAGUCUCUAUAGGAGAUCCAUUAAUGCUCUCACGAGUGAUGGCUGCACAGAGAACAGAGCAGCAACUGCAGCAGCACGAAACAGCAUGGCAGGAGAGGCCAUUCUCAUUCCUCAGCUGUGGCAUGUUCAGCCCCAGCAUGGUUGAAGGCACUAGUUAGACUGACACUCCCGGCUGCCCGGGGUGCGGCUCUGCAGCCGGGUUCCCCAGCAGCCUCUCGGCGCCGAGGCGGCGCCAUGGCCGCCGUGAGGGAGGCAGGCUGCGGGCAGACACCCUCCUGCACGCACACAAACACCAGCCCGGAGAGCCGUAAUCUACGCGCUCCAUGUGUGGGGCAGGCAGGGAGGGAAGGCAGCGCCUUAUCUCAGGGAGCGGGAAGCCAUGGCGGGCUGCCGCCGCCUCAGGGGCGCUAUGCCAGCGCCUCAGCUGGGCCGCAGCCGCAGCUCCCGCCUCACCUCAGCGGGGCUUUGUGUGGAGAACAAAAGGGGCCGUUGGAAAUCAAAGUGGGGAGCACACACUGCUUCCAGAGGGGCAUGUGAGGGGAAACGCAGGACUGCCGCGACUGUGAACCACUUCCCUGCCCGGCUGUUCGUUCUCCACCCGCUCCCAGAAUCAUCUUUAUUUCCCCCACCGACCCAGCCGCCAUUUCCCCGCCCCGCUGCUCCUUCUGCUCCUUCUCCCCCCCUUCCCCUCCGCAUUGGUCUCCUCCGGGCCUGGCCAAUGACAGCUCACGGUGCACGCGAACGACUCGCCCGUAGCCAAUGAGCGCCGCCCUUCCCACGUGUUGAGCUGAGUGACGUUUUCCGCGCGAGCUCCCCGUCUUUGUUGGCGGGUAAAAUUUCCCCCCCAACGCUCCCCGCGGGGGGAGCGUCCUCAGUCGCUCCGGUCACGUGGCACAGCCGCGCCCGAAGGGGGGGUGUCAGCGCGCAUGUAUACAUCAUAUAGUCCCUACUUGACUGUCCCGCUGCGGAGCCGUGCCGUCUUGUCGGCGGUUCCUGUGUUUAACUCGUAGCAGAACGGCAGGAGAGAAGCGCAGAAAUAGAGGCCACAGGCCUCUAGGCGCGCUGGUGACAGGCUGGUGACGCUUGGCGGAAGGAUACAUCACGGUCUCAGCCGGUUUGACGGCUCUCAUAUAUAAGAGCGGAGCGCCGCCUGUGCCACCUCAUUGUUUCCUGUGUCUGAGUGGCGAGGUCGUGUCAGUGCCCGUGUCAGUGUGCGCAGCACCUCCCGCGCGGCGCGGAUACGAGCAGCCCCCCUCCCCUGGCCGCCAUGGCUCUUUAAGGCGGCAGGGCCAGCGGCGGCAUCGGCCAGUGCAGCAGGCGCAGCAGCAGCGGCGGCGGCCUCAGCACACCCCCGGCAUCUGCAACCAUGGCGUUUUUCACGGCAGCGCACAGCAGCAUUGCUGUAGUCGACGACAAAACCUUCUACUUGUCUACAUCCUUCGGCGUCAAAGCGUUAAAAGCUGACGAAAAUGAGCUUCUUGAACAACGAGAUGCUGUUGGGGGAUUCAAUAUCCCCCUUCAGCCAGCCGUGUUCGGUGGCUGAGGAAAGUCUGGGACUCCUAGAUGACUACCUGGAGGUGGCCGAGCCCCUCGGUUCGCAUGGGUUCUCCAGCGACAAGGCUAAGGCAGUCUCCUCCAAUUGGCUUGCUGUGGACAGUAUAGGCAACACCAUAGAUAGCAGUCAGGAGGAUGCCUUCUCUGGCAUGGAGUGGAUGGUGGAGAAGAUGGAUCUGAAGGAAUUUGAUUUUGAUGCCCUGUUAGGUAUGGAACAUCUGGAAGCCACCGUCUCACCAGACGAGCUGAUGGCCACGUUGGAAGACACGUGUGAUCUAUUUAAUGCUACCAUCCAGGAAUUUCACAACAAAGAACUUCCACUGAUAAAUAAUGUCAUCACCCAUGUCCCCGAAUCCCCAGUUGGAGCCGAUCCAGCGGCCCCACUGACUUCCCUUUGGUCUUUUCCCCUCUGCCCAGGGUCUCUGAGUUCCACUCCAGAUCACUCAUUUAGCUUAGAACUAGGUAGUGAAGUGGAUGUUCUGGAAGGAGAAAGAAAGCGGGAGUUCCCCACUGUUGUGGUGGUGAUCACAAAGUCUGAGAAAGAGGAGGAGAACCACUCUGAUGACAGUGGAAUAUGCAUGAGCCCAGACUCCUACCUGGGAACCCCCCAACACAGCCCCACCAAUUCAGUCGGAUCCCCCAAUGGCAACCAGUUCCCUGCAGAUGCCCCCUGUGGCUCUGUGCGGUCCAAACCAUACGAUCAUCCUGCAGAGAAGGUAGUGUCAGCAAAGGUGAAAGGAGAGAAGAAGAUAGAUAAGAAACUAAAAAAGAUGGAGCAGAAUAAGACAGCUGCCACGCGUUACCGGCAGAAGAAGAGGGCGGAACAGGAGGCACUGUCUGGGGAGUGCAGAGAGUUGGAGCAGAAGAACCAGGCCCUGAAGGAGAAAGCAGAUUCCCUUAGUAAGGAAAUCCAGUACUUAAAAGAUCUGAUAGAAGAGGUCCGCAAGGCCAAGGGCAAAAGAACUAGAGUCCCCGAGUAGGCUGGUCAGCAGUGUUGUGUGCAUGUAUAUAAGCUUCCUGCUAAAGCUGUGUAUUGCUGUCUAAUAAAUAAUUUUGUAGUAAAUGUGCAA
Molecule: messenger RNA, 3312 nt
Organism: Oenanthe melanoleuca
Lineage: Eukaryota; Metazoa; Chordata; Aves; Passeriformes; Muscicapidae
Gene: ATF4
Product: activating transcription factor 4
Exons: 3
Coding region: 2158-3222 (354 amino acids)
Biological process (GO): regulation of transcription by RNA polymerase II
Cellular component (GO): nucleus; ATF4-CREB1 transcription factor complex; ATF1-ATF4 transcription factor complex
Molecular function (GO): RNA polymerase II transcription regulatory region sequence-specific DNA binding; DNA-binding transcription activator activity, RNA polymerase II-specific
Source: RefSeq, a predicted model, not a curated record